Messenger RNA from Diabrotica balteata, 2585 nucleotides. Lineage: Eukaryota; Metazoa; Arthropoda; Insecta; Coleoptera; Chrysomelidae. The record is from the annotation of a GenBank genome assembly.
CCUCCUACAGGAAGCGCUGAUGUUGAAUGCCAAGUUCUCGAAUCCGCUAAAUCUGGAGAUAUAGAUCAAGUUCAAAGACUGCUCGGAUCCUAUCCUCAUAUAGUGAAUUGUCGUGAUUUGGAUGGGAGACACUCAACUCCGCUACAUUUUGCCUCUGGUUAUAACAGAGUAGCUGUAGUAGAAUUCUUGUUGCAGCAAGGAGCUGAUGUUCAUGCCAAAGAUAAAGGUGGUUUAGUUCCUUUACACAAUGCUUGUUCCUAUGGUCAUUAUGAAGUGACUGAAUUGCUGGUCAAACACGGAGCCAGCGUAAAUGUUGCUGAUUUGUGGAAAUUUACACCACUUCAUGAAGCAGCGGCCAAAGGAAAAUACGAAAUUCAUGGAGCGGAUCCUAGUAAGAAAAAUCGUGAUGGAGCCACUCCGUUAGAUUUAGUGCGAGAGAACGAUCAAGAUGUCGCAGAUUUGUUAAAAGGCAAUUCAGCGUUACUAGAUGCAGCGAAAAAAGGUAACUUAGCGAGAGUUCAAAGACUGGUAACAUCAGAUAAUAUCAACUGUAGAGACGCACAGGGUAGAAAUUCUACUCCACUACAUUUGGCAGCUGGUUACAACAAUGUAGAAGUUGCAGAAUUUUUGCUAGAAAAUGGAGCAGAUGUUAACGCUCAGGAUAAAGGCGGUCUCAUUCCCUUACACAACGCUUCCAGUUAUGGUCAUUUGGAUAUUGCGGCGUUACUAAUAAAGUACAACACUGUCGUAAAUGCUACUGAUAAAUGGGGAUUCACACCACUACACGAAGCUGCACAAAAAGGACGAACACAACUUUGCGCUUUACUGUUGGCCCAUGGAGCAGAUCCUUUUCUGAAAAAUCAAGAAGGCCAAGCUCCUGUCGACUUGGCGUCUGCUGAUGAUGUACGCUGUCUUCUUCAAGAUGCAAUGGCAUCACAACAAGGUGUACUCACGGCAUCCGCUCCACCGUCCAGACCUCCAUCCAUCGCCAUGUCGCACACGCCUUCUCCGCCUCUACCAUCCACUAAUGUAGAAACUGUUAUUAUGCCUUCUGGCGCAGCUGUUCAACUUCUCGUGCCCGUUGGAAGUAGAGCAAGUGUUUCUAUGGCUUCAGUUGAAGGAUCUAGUUCUUCUGGAAAACUCGAAGGCGCUGAAGGAGAUGACGGAGCCAUAUGUUCGGUUGCUAAUUUCUUGGCUAGUUUAAGUUUGGAACAUUUGCUAGAUAUCUUCGAAAGAGAACAAAUUACGUUGGAUAUUUUAGCGGAAAUGUCACAUGAAGAUUUAAAACAAAUAGGAAUAUCGGCGUACGGUUUUAGGCAUAAACUUAUUAAAGGUAUGGAGCGUUUGGUGGCUAGUUGUGGGGGUCUUUGGACAACUCCUUCCAAUCCUGGAACACUUUUAGUUGAUCUCUUAUCCGACGACAAAGAAUUCAUUACUGUAGAGGAAGAAAUGCAGAAUAGUAUUAGGGAACAUAGGGACAACGGCCAUGCUGGCGGCAUUUUCUCCAGAUAUAAUAUUAUUAGGAUACAAAAAGUUCAAAAUAAAAAAUUAUGGGAACGGUAUACCCAUAGAAGAAAAGAAGUUUCCGAAGAAAACAGUAAUCAGUCAUGCGAAAGAAUGCUGUUCCAUGGUUCUCCGUUUAUCAACGCCAUUGUACAAAAAGGUUUCGACGAAAGGCACGCCUACAUCGGAGGAAUGUUCGGUGCAGGAAUAUAUUUUGCAGAACAUUCGUCUAAGAGUAAUCAAUAUGUCUAUGGAAUUGGAGGAGGCACUGGAUGUCCUACGCAUAAGGAUAGAAGUUGUUACACUUGUCAUAGGCAUCUUCUAUUAUGCCGCGUAACGUUAGGAAAAUCUUUUCUUCAAUUCAGUGCUAUGAAGAUGGCUCAUGCUCCUCCUGGACAUCACUCUGUCGCAGGGCGACCAUCAGCAGGCGGAUUAAAUUUUCCAGAGUACGUUGUUUAUAGGGGAGAACAAGCGUAUCCCGAAUAUUUUAUUACCUACCAAAUCGUCAAACCAGAAGAGUGUUCGUCGAGUACUGAUACUGAAGUCAGGUGAUUUCCGGAGCAGUGGCUGAUGCUUCGACCAACCAAGACGUUUAAAGAUUAUAUCUGCGGAUUGUUGUGCCACGCUUUACGCUGUCUAGCACCAGCAAGAAAGCAGUGUAGUUGUCAGGAGAGUAAAUAACCAAGUUGGAAAGAUAAAAUUUUUAAUAGGUUACGCAGUGCUGUACUAGAUAUGUUUUUACUGUUCGCGCAAUGCCUUAGACAUGAUUUUUGCCAAAGGGUAGUUGUUGAGGAUGUUUAAAAUUGUUUGAUGCAGCAUUAAAAGUUAAAACAUUUGGUUGGAUGGCAAUAUUUGUAUUACCUUUAAACGAAAACAACUUUUUGUAACGUUGCUACCAAUUAUUGUACACUGUCAGUAUAUUAUAGCUUCUGUACUAAUAGGUAAAAGACAUAAUAAAUAAGACUUACUCACAAUCAGUUUAAUUUAACUAUCUAGACGACCGGUUUCGCUUUCUACAAUAUGCAAAGCAUCUUCAGGUCCUUCGAUACAAAUAAUAGAGUACCGACAUCGUUUACUUAAUU